UCACCAGUUGAGCCGCAAAAUGUAUAGAUCACACAUCGCUGUCUUUUGUGCCUUAGUGGGCAUAUUCCUGGGGCCAGUUGUCCAGUCUGCUCCUUUUUCGAACGAUCCUGCAGAGGUCUCCAAUUUUUAUGAAUUGUUCAAUAACCCCGAUGCACACUUAUCCUUUAUAAAUGGUUCCGAUACGAUUCAUUUCAUCGAGGAACAUGGUUAUCCAGCUGAGCGACACUAUGUGACCACUGAAGAUGGCUACAUUAUCAGCCUCUUCCGAAUUCCAUACUCGCACAAUCUCCAGAACCAGGAAGAAAAGAGACCCAUUGCUUUCAUACAACACGGUCUUUUUGCCAGCUCCGACUUUUGGCCAAGCUUGGGACCGGAUGAUGGCCUUCCUUUCCUGCUCUCCGACGCUGGAUACGAUGUUUGGCUGGGCAAUGCUCGUGGAAACAGAUACUCGAAAAACCAUACCUCUCGCCUGACAAGUCAUCCGGACUUCUGGCGCUUCAGUUGGCACGAAAUUGGAUACUUUGAUAUUGCCGCAGCUAUUGACUAUACCCUGUCUACGGAGAACGGACAGGAUCAGGAGGGUAUUCACUACAUAGGACACUCUCAGGGCACCACGGUUAUGUUUGUGCUGCUGUCUUCAAGACCGGAAUAUAACGACAAGAUCAAGACGGCUCACAUGCUGGCUCCUGUCGCCUUUAUGGAUCACAUGGACGAUGUUAUGGUCAACACCUUGUCUCCUUACCUGGGAUUUACCAAUAUCUACUCGACCCUCUUCUGUUCCCAAGAAUUCUUGCCCCACAACGAUUUCGUCCUGGCUCUGAUGUACAGUGUUUGUCGUCCGGAAUCGAUUGUUUACAGAUUUUGCAGCAACAGUAAUGAAACAAAUACUGACUCAGGAAGAACUAAUUCGACUGCCUCUGCGUUGACUUUUGGAGUGAUGCCUGCUGGUGUUUCCACGGAUCAAAUCCUGCACUACAUGCAGGAACAUCAAUCGGGACACUUCCGGCAGUUCGAUUUCGGCACCAAAAAGAAUAAGAAGGCCUAUGGAACGGAUGCCCCAGAGGAUUAUCCAACUGAGCUAAUCACGACUGAGAUGCAUCUAUGGUAUUCGGACAACGAUGAGAUGUCCGCCGUUGAGGAUGUCCUGAGGGUGGCGAAAACGCUGCCCAACAAGGUGAUGCACCAUAUGGAGGAUCCACUAUGGGAUCAUAUGGACUUUGCUCUAAACUGGGAGGUGCGCCAAUAUAUCAAUGAUCCGAUUAUAGCCAUUCUAAACGAGUACGAGGGGAAGUGAUACGGACAUUGUUCUGGUGCUUAACUUAACUUAGUUUUAAUCAAUGUGUACUUCUGUUGAUCCUAUCAUAUCAUAUCAUAAACGGAUGUAUCACUCUUCAGCAUUGAACAAAUUUGCACCUCAAACUCGACAUUAAUUUCAUUCAUACUUAAUGUACUCAUACAUGCUUACUAAAAUCAUAAGAAUUCAUUCGACUUUUUUUAGUAAAAAGAAACUUCCUCAUUAACAAGUUUGGGUUAUAAAAUAUA
Drosophila sechellia is the source of this 1542-nucleotide messenger RNA. RefSeq names its product lipase 3. The record is from RefSeq and is a predicted model, not a curated record. The coding region runs from base 20 to 1294 and encodes 424 amino acids. Lineage: Eukaryota; Metazoa; Arthropoda; Insecta; Diptera; Drosophilidae. The transcript is spliced from 3 exons. Gene Ontology annotation, molecular function: hydrolase activity, acting on ester bonds. Gene Ontology annotation, biological process: lipid metabolic process.